This is a messenger RNA of Caenorhabditis bovis, 2637 nucleotides long. NCBI's taxonomy places the organism in Eukaryota, Metazoa, Nematoda, Chromadorea, Rhabditida, Rhabditidae. The record is from the annotation of a GenBank genome assembly.
AUGGACAAUCAACAGCAUUUGCCACAGGAAAUCGGAUCAGUGGAUGGUGAAGAAGUUGUAUUUGGCCAGUGUGAACAGUAUAUUGAAUAUGACAGUGCUAUAAGUUUGUCUCAAGAGCGGAAUUUAUUAUUUGAAUUAUAUCAGCCUGAGGAAACUGAAAGCGGCACGUUUCUUUGCAAAAUAUGCAUGCGAACCGGAAGUGAGGUCGAGUUCAAUGAUCGGAGCUCGUUUUCUGCCCACAGAUACAAAUGCCAUGGAUCUUUUAAUAAUAAUAUCAUGUGUCCCGUAUCAAAUUGCCGUGAAGUUUUUGCAUCUUUAGCAGUUAUGAGAAAGCAUUUAAUUAAUCAGCAUCAUUUACCUCUUGAAGUCCAUCAACAAACAUUCUCCAAUAUUGGAGAAUUCGAAAAGUUUCGCCAUUUGGUUGAAGCUUCGUCGGGUUGUCGGUUUAUGAUGCAUACGAAGCAGCCGAAAUUGAAACGACAAGUUAUGCAUUGUUCUAAAAGCGAACACAAACUUGUAAUUCAAAGCAACAAGCACAAAUUGCCGCGAGUUCGAAUGGAGAAGGAAGGAGCAUGCUGCCCGGCGCAUAUAUCAUUCCGAAUCGAUGCAAAAUCAGGGGAAGUUCAUUGUUUCUCGCAGCUAUAUCAUAUUGGUCAUGCUCCUAGUGAUCCCGAAAACCUGACAUCGACUGAAAUAGACAUGAGACCCAUUGAAGUGCAUUUUCCAGAAAGACCUAAUUUCUACGGAGAUAGGCCAAUACAAUUUCUUCAGAUUGACGUAUUUGAUAUGCAUUCAGCGAUUUACGGAGCCGCCGUUUAUGAGCAUGUACUUCUAAUCAGCGAUUUAAAGACGGGAUUUGUCUGGGCCCGAGCUUUAACAGAGUGCUCGCGAGCCAUUAUAACAAGAGUAUUGACCGCCAUUUUUGCCGAAUAUGGAAUUCCUGAAGGAUUCUCGACGACCUACGCUCCGACGCUUGUUCGAGAUUCCAUGAAAGCAAUCGAGAAUGUGUUUAACAACGAAAUUCGAGAGAUUUGGAAUGAGCCAUUCAGCUAUGAAGAUUUUCAACAUUGGCUGCUUGACAAAGCUGAUGAAGAGCUUGGAAGCACCAACCGAUGGGUUGAGGUGCUCCAGUUCGUAGUAAUGGAGCACAAUCAGAAAGCGGAACCCGGAACAAGAAGUAGCUUUGAGAGAAUGUUUAAACGAAAACCGCCAAAAUUGUAUGAAAUUGACAAUGGCGAUAAAAACGAAAAAUCGAAGGAGGACGAUGAAAAAGCGAAAGAAAAUGAGCCGAACAGCGAAGACGAGGAGCCGACAUCAAUUCCGGCUCAAUAUUCGGCAGGCGAACGUGUUUUCUUAAAGCGAAACAUCCAGAAGCCUGGUCGGGGCAACACUCUUCCAUUCUUAUAUGGUUAUAUUGCUGAUGUUGAUCAAAACUUUCCGCAUUUCCCUUAUAAAGUGCAUUAUUCAAGAAAUGAGAGUCCAUGGCCAAGCGAGGUCAACAUUUAUGCGUGGGUCUCCCCCUAUGAUGUUAUUCCGACGACUCAUAAGCUUUUAGAGCUCAGCGAAAACGACGCGGAACGUCGCAAACACUACGAGAAAUUGAUUUGUGUGUGUAGCGGCGAAAGUCGAAUGAAAUGGAAUAUGGAAUCAAUGGGCAAUAUGGAGAAAUGCCCAUUCCCUUGUCCACUGUAUCGCAAUGAAUUGUGCACAAAUCGUAUGUCGAGGGCGUGCUGCAAAGCGGAAGGCACUCUUCGUUGCCAUUACCAUGAGAUAUACCCGGAACAGGAAGACUCGUACACCAAGCUCGAACUUGCACUAGUGACGUAUAACAAGAUCAUGAAAGAGCAAGAGCAACAGGCGGCGAUGCAGCAAGGAAUGCACGACGUGAAUUUCGAGUAUGAGAAAUCGGAUUAUAUCGAAGAGCAGCCGUCAACGUCGGAUGAUCCUACGAAGAAGGAUGAGAUGGAAUUGAUUGAAGAGCAAGAGUCGACGGUGGUGAAGUCGCAGCAACAUCAGCAGAGGGUCUCCAAGAAGGCGAAUUCGCAAGAACCUCAAAAGAGAUUCGACGCUGAAACGUCUGGAAAUUUCCAAAAAAGGAAGAGGAAACGAUCUGAAGCAGUCUCGCCGACGCCUUCUGUGGAUUCGUCUCGCCGACAAUCUGGACGACGAACGAUUCGACCAAAAGUUUAUGAUGAUUAUACGAUCCUUCGCAUUUUGUCGCUCAUCCAUUUGGCGUUCGUCGUCGCCAAUCUUUUCAUUGUCGAUCCCAAAUAUUUACCGCCGUUGUAUGCUGUUUAUUCUAUUGGGAUAAUUUGCUUCUUCACAUUGUUAAUUUAUUCAUUCACCCGCUAUCGACUAUGGUAUUUUUGUGUAACUCUUGCCCUGCAGAUUCUUUAUAUUAUUGGUGCCGGUUAUUUCGCAGCAAUAUCAUUAAUGGGAUAUUUCACAAUUCAAAUGGGACUGCUUAGUAUUGUUUUCGCGACGAAUACCGCCGUCAUCAUCACCGACGUGAUCAUCAUUAUCGUUAUAAUCAAUAUUCGUUCGGAGCAUAUCGAAAUUCAACAAGUGAUCCCAAAAAUGCGUCAGCGAAGCGACGUCGAAAGUCAACGUCCGAGUUUUGUGAAUCUGAAAUAUUGA